GACUGUAAUUCAGCCAGACUGGAAGAGGAAAGGUUAAUGUUGAAAGAUGCCAGGGAUUGGAUGGCAGCGAAGAGUCCCCAAAUCGACAUGGCCCAUUCCAAGACUGGAGCCACCCCUCUUCACGUUGCCUCUGCCAAAGGAUACAUCAAAGUCAUGAAAUUGUUGCUACAGUGUGGGGCCGAUGUUGAUAAGCAGGACGUGGACGGAUGGACGCCACUCCACGCGGCCGCCCACUGGGGCCAAAAAGAAGCCGCUCAACUCCUGGCAGAAAAUUUGGCCGACAUGGACUGCAAAAACUAUGUGGGCCAGACACCGUUUGAUGUUGCCGACACCGAUAUGUUCAGAUUUUUGGACGACUUGAAGAAACGCCAGAACAAAGAAGAGGUGCUGCAAAGGCGGCAAGCGAAAAAGAGGGCGGAGAUGCAGGACAAGGUAGAAACGGAAACGCCCUCUAAAGUUAAGAAGGUCGAGGUUGCUAUCGAAGAAGGUGUCAAGAACAAUAACAAUAAUAAUAACAACAACAACGGGGGUGUAGGAGAUGAUGUUGGAGGAAUGGAAGUUUCUAGUGAAAGUGAUUCGGAUACGGAAAGCGGGAGCAGUAGUAGUGAAACAGGGUCGAACUCUGAUACUAGUAGUGCCGAUGAGGAGAAAAAGAAUAUGGUUAACUCACUAAACAAACAAAAAGAUAAUAAUAUAAUCGCUAGCAAUAACACGGAGGUGCCGAAAAGACCGUCCUCGGCAACGCCUUCUCCGCCUGCCGUCCCACCCAAGCCGCUCCAAGGCGGUGAUGCCACCGCACCUCCUUCGACAGACGACAAUAAUGUUCCUAAGUGGCGCAAGCCACCACCCAGCAAGCCCCCCGUCGUUACCAAAGUCGAUUCGCACGCCACUACUAAAACCGCUAGCUUUAAAGACAAGAGUACAUCGGAUGUAAAUAAUGAAAACGAAGUUAGUCUGAGACGGACCAAUAGUUUCCAGAAUGACCCAGAGUUCUACACGCGAUAUCAGGCGCUGCGUGCACGCAUACAGGCCAGCUCUGAUCCCACUCAUUACUCCUUCCCUUACGAUUCCCAAUCUAAGUACAUCAUCGCCCCUUCUAACAAAAACCGGCAGCAAAACAGGCACCAAGACAAAGAGGAGACAGUUUCCGUUAGCAGUACAUCUACUGUCAAUUCUGUUACAACGAGUACUUCUAGCACCCCAACGAACACCUCCCUAUCACCCACGACCAGUCCCUUGCCCAAUAGUCAACCUGUACGAAGUGGGCUGAAGUUACCUGUCGGCGCAAACGCACCCGCUGCUGUCGCCAGUACUGCCAACACAAACACUUCCGCUAUCUCCCCCUCUUCCGGUGGAAACAGGCUUACCGUCAUUAAAAAUUUCUUUAAAUCGUUUGUUCCUCCCGUUCGGGACGAAGAGAGCGAGACCCAGAGAAAGGCUCACGCGAAGAGGGUCCGAGAGACGAGGAGGUCAACGCAAGGGGUAACGCUGGAAGAGAUAAAGUCAGCAGAACAGCUCGUCAAAAAGAAGAACCAAUCAACAACAACGAACGCCACCACCAACACAGCCAACAGCGAACAACCAAUAGGAAACGGUAAAGGGGAGCCGACUAACAAUGGCAUAUCGGUGACCGCUACCAUAACAACGGCCACGACCACAGUUCCUACGCCACGAGCUAACGACGAAUUGGCGCAGCCGGUCCACGAGAGACGGCCGUCGUGGCGGCUACGUGUCGACAACGGCAGCAAGUUCAAAUUGGAAGAUGCAACGAAAGAUGACGAGCCGCCACCGGUGCCCUCGUUCUUGAGAAGACCUGCGGCUUCUUCGGCCCCGAUUCCCAGACCGGCCUCGGCCCCUGUCGAAACCGCAGAGACGACAGUGACACUGCCCCUUCGAAGGCCCAAAUCUCAAGAAGAAAGAGAACAAGACAAGGAAAACGAUGCCAGGAACGCCCAGGCGACCCUCGCCACCCAAGCAGCCAUCCAAAGAAGAAGGAGACCAAAGAGGAGGUCCACCGGAGUGGUAGCAUUCGACAACUUGGAUGACCUGGACCCUAGUAAAGAGACCACAGGGGGAGGAGAUGCCCAGGACAGCUCAAACGUUAACAACGAUGAGAGUGGAACAGAAAAAUCGAGUAGGAGUUCCAGAUUGGGAAGUGCUAGCGAUCUGGUGUUGAGAGGUGAAAAUGGAGAGAUAGAUUACAAAAGGUUGUACGAACAGACCCUUGUCGAAAAUGACAGACUCAAAGAUAAACUUCGUAAAACCGAGGACGAAUUGAAGGACACCAAACAAACUCUAGAGAGAAUAAACACUGUUACCAGUAAAAACUCCCUCUCCGAAUUAGAGAAAAGGGAAAGAAGGGCAAUGGAAAGGAAACUUAGUGAAAUGGAAGAGGAAUUGAAGCAACUAGAAGUACUGAAGACAGAGAACCAGAGGCUAAAAGACGAGAACGGAGCCCUAAUUCGUGUUAUUAGUAAACUUUCAAAGUAGUAUUAGCGUACAGUGUAGUUUUAUUAUAUUUCCUACUGUUCGCUGUUUCUUUUUUUUAUUAAUUGUACUAUUAUUACUAUUACUAUACCACAAUGGUCGUUAAGUGAUAAAAAAACAAAUAGCUUUUUCAGCUGUAACACUAUCGUUGGUGAAUCCCCCUCCUUCUUACACUCGAUUUGUACCGUGUUGACAAGUAUUAGUAUUAAUUUUAUUUAUUGACUUCGAACUAUUUUUGUGCAUGCAUUUUCUUUUUUCUUCCUUAAUUUUAAAUUUGUCUCGGUAUAAUGUUUGUACUCUGUCCUAUCCCGUCCUUAUUCCUGCCCUGUAUAACGCGAAGGUCCCCUGAGACAGGAUCGGUUAGUGCGUUUAUCUCCUUCUUGAUGACUUCUUGCAUUUUUUUCUUCUACGUAGUAGCGUAUUUCGGCCGAAACAGGUUAAUUAAUGAAGUACGGUGUCGUUGAUAAACAUGUAAUAAUUAUUAUUAUCGUUGUGUGUCUGUUUAAACAAAUUCCUGUACUAAUAGUGGUUAUUUGUUGUUUUUUCUUAUUGUAUUUAGAAAGUACUUUCGCGCCUUUCGUUAUGAAGGCUCGUACCAUGUCAAUUAGGAAAAAAAUGCCUUUUAUAAAAAAAAUAACUAAAUUAAAUACAUCAGUCGUUCGUCACAUUUCGAUACGUUCAAGUUCGAUAAUAAACCGAAUCUUUUUUUGACCUAGAAGCCUCUCAGAAGUUAAAUUUUGUCGUUUAAUUGCUAUUCAAAUCAAAUAUCAUUGAACCAAUACAGGCAGAAUCCUUCCCAUUUUUUUUUUAUUGAUCAAAAUGGUGCUACACAUACUAAAUUGUAAUUUAUAAUUGAUAUUGUAUUAAAUUAAUGUCACCUGUAAUUAUAUUGUACAGUUGUAUCUGUGUUAUAGAUUAGUAAUUUUUAUGUAAGGGUUUACUUGAGCGUUUUUUUUUUUCUUUUGUAAUUAUGUAUGAAAUAGUCCGAAUCAUUUUAAACCCUUUUUAGUGAAGAAACACCUGUUGAAUUUGUAAAUACUUUUUCGGUAUAAUCUUUAGAAAAACCGAAGUUCGUAAUUGUCUGUUUGCAUUUCAUUAACAAUCGUAUUGUCUUUCCUCAUAGUUUUUCAUGUGCCUUCUUGCUGUUCAUAUUCGGUUUAUUCUCAUAUUGUAAAUUAUUUUCUGUAUUUAUUAGAGGCUCAUUACUAGUAAUAGCGAUCAAACAGUUUGUGAACAUUUUAUAGCUGAAAAAAUAAAUAUAAAACUGAA
Agrilus planipennis (emerald ash borer) is the source of this 3756-nucleotide messenger RNA. RefSeq names its product protein phosphatase 1 regulatory subunit 12A. Lineage: Eukaryota; Metazoa; Arthropoda; Insecta; Coleoptera; Buprestidae. Gene Ontology annotation, cellular component: cytoplasm. Gene Ontology annotation, molecular function: enzyme inhibitor activity; protein kinase binding; phosphatase regulator activity. The transcript has 17 exons. Bases 37 to 2490 code for a protein of 817 amino acids. The record is from RefSeq and is a predicted model, not a curated record.